GAACCGCCGCGCCGAGCGGAGCUCCUACGCUGAGUCGCGCGAGUGCCAAAGUAGGCACGGCGACGUAGGUACGGUUCGCGGUUCGGUUCGGUUCGGUUCCAUUCCGCUCCGCUCCGUCCCGUGGUGGCGGGCCGGGGAUCCCAGCUCUCGGAGGGAUACCCAGCGGAAGCCUGACGCGUGCCACAACACGUCCGUGGUCUCCUCACCGAUGGGUCCCCUGGAGUACCUCCUCGUCGUCGUCGCCAUCGUCAUCGCCGUCAAUUUUGCUUAUCUCGCCUUGCGCGCCUAUCGAGAGAUCGUAGAAGCGGUCAACCGGUAAUUUUCCCGAUCGGUCGAGGAGAAGAUUAACGAGGGAAGAAAGAUUGACUCGUAAAAGCAUUUAAGUGAAAGAGAAACUGACGUAAAUAUGGAUACUGGAUCUACACAGGGUAAAAAGCAAAUCCGUGUCGGAUUUUACGACAUCGAAGGAACCAUCGGCAAGGGCAACUUUGCCGUUGUAAAACUAGCCAGACAUCGAAUCACAAAAACAGAGGUGGCUAUCAAGAUAAUCGACAAGACCCAAUUAGAUCCUACUAAUUUAGAGAAGGUUUAUAGAGAGGUCGAAAUUAUGAAGCAGUUGGAGCAUCCGCAUAUCGUCAAAUUAUAUCAAGUUAUGGAGACGAAGAACAUGAUCUAUAUGGUGUGCGAGUACGCGAGCAAAGGUGAGAUAUUCGACUAUAUAGCGCGUUACGGAAGAAUGGGAGAGCCCAGAGCGCGGGCGACGUUUGCUCAGAUACUCUCCGCGGUCGAAUACUGCCAUGUAACGGGUGUGGCGCAUCGUGAUCUGAAAGCGGAGAAUCUACUUCUCGAUGCUCAGAUGAACGUGAAAAUCGCCGAUUUCGGCUUCAGCAACAGAUUCGCUCCGGGGGAACGAUUGAGCACGUGGUGCGGCAGUCCCCCGUACGCUGCCCCCGAAGUCUUUCGUGGGAAACACUAUGCUGGACCGGAAAUCGACGUGUGGAGCCUGGGCGUCGUGUUGUACGUGUUGGUGUGCGGUGCACUGCCCUUCGAUGGAUCAACUCUUCAGUCAUUAAGAGAUCGCGUGUUAAGCGGCAGAUUUAGAAUUCCUUACUUUAUGAGCACAGACUGCGAAAGCCUAAUACGCAAGAUGUUGGUAUUGGAGCCUUCCAAACGAUACACCAUUCCACAAAUCAAGAGGCACCGUUGGAUGGCGGGGACGGCAGAUAGCAUUUGUUCAGUGAUCGUAACGCGGCCGUCAUCAUCCAUUCAGGAACCGAAUGAACAAAUACUUCGACUCAUGCAUAGUUUAGGAAUAGACAUUAGUCGCACUAGAGAGUCUUUACGAAAUAGCAGUUACGACCAUCACGCUGCUAUUUAUUUCCUACUGCUGGAAAGGUUAAAACAACAUCGUGUCAGCAGUACCAUUAAUAACGCCUGCUGGUCCACUGUUGCAAGAACAAAAGAAGAUAAAUUUAAAUCAAGAGCAAGAGACGAUAGCAGUAGAGGAGGAAAAAGGUUUAGCUCGACGAGUUCUUCAACUGAUGAAGGUUGUUGCAGCGCGGAAGGUGAUUUGGAAGAAGGUCCAAGCGGAGACGAAUUGCGCGAGGCGCAGAUUAAACUUGAGGAGCACAGAUUAGGCCUAGAUCACGAUAUCAGUCAACGAAUUGACAGUCAGAUAGUCAAUCGAAGAUUAAGUGAUUAUCAACAUCAUUUUGAUAACCCGCUUAUGGAUCCUAUUGAUCCACCCAGUCGAACGACUUUGUUCAUGGCGGGCGGUAGCGGUAGCUCGUCGUCGGAACUUUUCGAGUCCAGUUUCGAUUCUGGCUGCCCGCCAGAUUAUACAGGAACGAAUUGUUUCACGAGCAGCUUACCAUCUUGCACACCACCGCCACCCAAAAGUCCAUCCCCUAUUACCGGUAGAAUAUCACGAGUCUCUCAGGGGCGUAGAGCGUCCGAUGGUGGAUCUAGAUUACUGUUCUGUCAGCAAGGUAUCAACGAUAGGCCAUCCAAACAGAGGAGUAUUCAAGAUUCGGGAAAAGCUCGAGGUCAUCUGGAUCUAGUCCACCUUAGACCACCGUCCACACCGCCCGAUAAUCAACAGCAAUUUAAGAUACGCGGCGACUCGGGCACGCAGUUGCAGCUUCUAGUGCAACAACGUAUGCUACAGCAAAAGCGUAACUUGUAUCACCGGCACAGAGGCGGCGGUAGUCCAACUCCGAUCCCGGUUUCUACCGCCGGCAGCACCAGUAGACGCGCUGAACACGUACCGAGGCAAGACAGCUACAAGCUGGCGCAACGUACGCAGAUUUUACCGCCUCUCUCUCAGGGACACGUUGACAGAGACUUCGGCAGAGAUAGGAAACGAGACGAAGAGAGAUGGAAGAGUCUACCGUCCCGCUUGGCAGCGGACUGCCAGUUGGCGGAGAGAUCGCUAAUAUGGAGCCAGCAGGUGGGUCUUAGUGGAGGUGCGUCUUACUUACCACCUGGCAGUGUAGGUGGUUUCUUGUGGCCCGCCACCAGCAAUCCACAUUCAACGAUCUUCGAGAAUGUAGGGGAUCCAAUGGAAUAAAUUUCUGCCCUGUCGUUAUUAGUAAUUGCCUCGAGAUCUUGCGUAUGAAAAGUCGGCUGAAUUACAUCAACUCUCAGAGCCAGUAUUCCCUCCCUAGUCUUUCCACGUUGACUUUUAUUAACAUAGUUGCAUAUCAUUUUGCGUCUGAGAUAGAGAAAUGCGCUAAGAUAUACGAAGAAUUUAGUAACGUUCAACUCAUCUAUAUAAUAAUUAUAUAUCUUUACAUACUCAAGAUCUCUGAUUAGAUGUAUGGUAUGUGUUACUGAAUGCCAAAGAUUUACAAUUUUAUACACUUAUUGAAUCGGAACAUCGCCACUCGAAUUGACUGAAGUGCGUACAAUAAAAAUUGCAUAUAAUAUUCCAUAUAAGUCGUACGCUACUGUACUGUCUCACAAAGUUAUCUUAUCAAAGUUAUCUUUCACUGUCGUACUGCAUACUUGUGCAUACAACGAAAUACAUACAUGUAUCGUUAAAAAAAUUGUUCACGCAGAGGAAUCUUUAUCAUACAGUAACACAUAUACCUGCCUUAUUAAAAUGACUGAUUAUUUCAGUCAAAUAUCCAAUUAUAUCAUAGACUGAUAAUUAACAAGCUGAAACACCAACCAAGUUUAGUUGAAGAGCAAGUGGCAUAUGACUUGCUUCCAUAAACUCCGCUAUCGAGAGUAUAAUCGAAAAGGAAGGAAAGAAAAAGAGAGAACUGUGGAAUUUUCAAGUGUUGUUAACGGGAUUUUUCAUUGAUAAAUUCGGGAAUAGAUUUAAAAGGCUUAGAGGCUCAUUCAUUUUCGUAACUGCUCAUAUGUAUAAAACGAAUAACAGGAUGUAAUGAAUUUAUGCGAUAUAUAAAUCCUUAGAGGAUUUUUCUGUACUGCCAAUGAGUGAGAGAAACGUGAAUGCUCAAGUUGUUGACGAGAUAUUAUAAAUAUGUUAUAGAGUAAGGCGUAAGAGAAAAAUGAAGAGAACGACAAAGGAAAAUAAUAGCGAAUGAAAAUAGAAUUAAAAUCUUUUCAUAGCGGAGCACAAGUACUAUGCCAUUUAUGCUUUUCCAUUAAUUUAAUCGAAGAGUGGAGAUACGACGCGGGUUUAAAAGAACCUUUUGUUAUGUUUUUUUAAUGGGUGUUCCAUAUUGUACAAAAUUAGAGAUAUUUUCCUCUUCCACUCUUCACGAUGGUGACCAUAGAAAAAUAGAGGAAAUAAUAACGAAAAACAAUAAUAUUAGUGGUAAAUAGUAGCUAAUGUGUCAGAAGUGCUGCAUUCUGUAAAGAAGUUUAAAUAAAUUGUUUGCGC
Pogonomyrmex barbatus (red harvester ant) is the source of this 3853-nucleotide messenger RNA. RefSeq lists its product as uncharacterized. The record is from RefSeq and is a predicted model, not a curated record. Gene Ontology annotation, biological process: protein phosphorylation; intracellular signal transduction; microtubule cytoskeleton organization. Gene Ontology annotation, molecular function: tau-protein kinase activity; ATP binding. Gene Ontology annotation, cellular component: cytoplasm. Lineage: Eukaryota; Metazoa; Arthropoda; Insecta; Hymenoptera; Formicidae.